Ziziphus jujuba (common jujube) is the source of this 2132-nucleotide messenger RNA. RefSeq names its product L-type lectin-domain containing receptor kinase IX.1. Lineage: Eukaryota; Viridiplantae; Streptophyta; Magnoliopsida; Rosales; Rhamnaceae. The transcript has a single exon. The coding region runs from base 66 to 2006 and encodes 646 amino acids. Gene Ontology annotation, cellular component: plasma membrane. The record is from RefSeq and is a predicted model, not a curated record. Gene Ontology annotation, biological process: protein phosphorylation. Gene Ontology annotation, molecular function: ATP binding; protein kinase activity; carbohydrate binding.
UCCACUUUUUCUCCUUCCUCUCUUCAGUGUUUGCCUUUGCUUGUUUUUUUGGGGGUGCAAAACACAUGGCGAUCUCUUUGUGGAUAUCUCAAACUACUCCACCUCUUAUAUUUUGUAUACUUUUCUACCUUCCUUUGGCUUAUCCAAUUCACUUCAAAGUAACUAGAUUUGUUCCCAAUGAACCAAAUGUUCUAUAUUUGGGAGAUGCAAAACCCGAAGUUGGAACAGUUGAGUUCAACGAUGUUGACUAUCUCUGCCGUGUUGGCCAAGUUAUCUCAGCGAACAGAGUUCGAGUAUGGGAUGCUGCUACUAAAGAGCUCUCUGACUUUACAUCCCAUCUCACCUUCACCAUUGAUACACUUGACCGUAUUCGUUAUGCUGCCGGUCUUGCAUUCUUUCUUGCUCCUGUUGGAUUUCAGAUUCCACCAAACUCAGCUGGUGGUUUUCUAGGCCUAUUCAAUACCACCACCAGUGACUCUCCUUGGAACCAGAUUGUUCAUGUCGAAUUCGACUCUUUCUCGAACCCUGAGUGGGAUCCUCCUGUUGGGCAUGUGGGGAUCAACAGCAACUCAAUUUCUUCGGCUGUCUACACUCCUUGGAAUGCAAGCUUCCAUAACAGUGACAUUGCUGAUGUAUGGAUCAAAUACCAUGCUACUUCUCAAAAUCUAAGUGUCUCUUGGAGCUACCAAAAUACCACCAAUCCCAAAGAGAAAACUAGUCUUUCUUACAAAAUCGACCUGAUGAAGGUUCUUCCAGAGUGGGUCACCGUUGGUUUUUCAGCCGCCACCAGUCAUUUUGUAGAGCGGCAUGUACUUCUAUCAUGGGAAUUUACUUCAACAUUGAAUACUAAGGAAACACAUAAGCAUGAGAAAGAAAAGGAUAAGCUAGUACUGGUGGGUCUAACAGUGUCACUAGGUGUUCUAGUGGCAGGGCUAGUUAUAGCCUUUGUGUUCUUUUGGAAGCGAAAGCGGAAAAAUAGACAAGCAGAGAAGACGGUAAACUUAACAUCAAUGAAUGAUGAUCUUGAAAGAGGAGCAGGACCGAGAAGGUUUUCUUACACCGAUCUAGCUUCAGCAACAAACAACUUCUCGAAUGAUAGGAAGUUGGGUGAAGGAGGCUUUGGCACUGUCUACAAAGGAUACCUGAAAGAUCUAGAUGCAUUAGUGGCUGUGAAGAAAUUCUCAAGCGGGUCUAAGCAGGGGAAAAAAGAGUACAUAACAGAGGUGAAGGUCAUUAGCAGCUUGAGACAUCGAAAUCUGGUGCAACUCUUAGGUUGGUGCCAUGACAAAGGCAAUUUCCUCCUCGUCUACGAGUUCAUGCCAAAUGGCAGUCUUGAUUCCCACCUCUUUGGCAAGAGAAGUCCCCUCAAUUGGGCUUUGAGAUACAAGAUAUGUCUUGGAAUAGCCUCCGCAUUGCUGUAUCUUCAUGAAGAGUGGGAACAAUGCGUGGUGCACAGAGAUAUCAAAUCAAGCAAUGUGAUGCUAGAUUCGAGCUUCAAUGUCAAACUUGGAGACUUUGGAUUAGCACGACUAAUGGAUCACGAGCUCGGUCCCAAGACAACAGGGUUGGCUGGGACAUUAGGCUACUUGGCACCGGAAUAUAUAAGCACGAGAAGGGCAAGUAAAGAGGCAGAUGUGUAUAGCUUUGGAGUGGUUGCAUUAGAGAUUGCUAGUGGAAGGAAGUCAGCAAAUCUAAUGGAAGAGGAGUCAGAAAUGGGAUUGUUAGAGUGGGUUUGGGAUCUUUAUGGGAAAGGAAACCUUAUUUUGGGUGUGGAUGAGAGGCUGCAUAUGGAGUUUGAUCAGAGACAAAUAGAAUGUUUGAUGAUUGUGGGAUUGUGGUGUGCUUACCCUGAUCAAAAUCUGAGGCCAUCAAUUAGGCAAGCAAUUCAAGUGCUUAAUUUUGAAGCAGCACUGCCUGAGCUUCCAUCUAGAAUGCCUAUCCCUUUUUAUGAUGCGCCUACACUACCUGUCAGCUCUCCUCAACCUUUUGCAACACCAAUCCUUUGAAGCGGGUCGUUGAUUUGGAAAACCAUACUAGGAUUUUGUUUUUGUGGAGCAUACUUGUAAAUUAUUUACUUUUAUACAAGCACGCUAAUAAUAAAAUUUUGUAAAGCAUAAAUGUUGAAGCCCUUA